AUGUAUGCAUACUCUCAGAAUAACAGCGGUGGUAGUCAGAGAUCGAAUAGAUGCAGAUCAAGGGCUCGAUAUAAGAAUGGAUCUGGUCAGAGCUGUAGCAGUAACAAGGCAGGGUCGAAAACGGCUGUCUCUAGUGUGAAUGGGGUUAGUUUUGUCGGUGGGGAAGGUGUAGCAAUUGUUGCUGGUGGGGAUUUGCAGGACGUCGGGACGUCUUCGAGAUCCUCCACAGACGUGUCUAAGAGACGGGUUUCUUUUACACCUCAACAUCAGAAGGCUAUUAUUGAACAUUUAUUGCUCACCAAGAAUUCGACACCUCAGAAGAAUUAUUCUCAUGUUCCUUGUAAGUUUUACAGGCAGGGUGCUUGCCAGGCGGGUAGUUCUUGUCCAUUUUCACAUUCUCUGAAUGUCUUGACGGCAGAUCAGACGCCUUGCAAGUACUUUGAGAAGGGUAAUUGUAAAUUUGGGGUCAAAUGUGUCAAUGCUCAUAUUUUGCCUGAUGGGACGAGGGCCAAUCCUCCAAAGCAAAUCUUGUAUCCAUCUACUUCAUCUUCGGCGGUUGUGAAGAAUUCGAUGGGGGCUGUUACGCUUCCAGGGUCAGCACAAGGGGCAGUUACGGGGGGCAGUACCCGGUCGAUGGCUGACGGAGAAGGUAUGCAGUUGCAGCUUCAGCAGCAGCAGAUUCAGCAGCAGAUUCAGCAGCAGCAGCAGCAGAUUCAGCAGCAGCAGCAGCUUCACCAUCAUCGUUAUUCGGAACCCGAUAUUUCCAUGAGCCAGCGGCAGUAUGUUGGGUACGCUGGUGGUGCAUUUACUGUUGAUGGGUUUACACAGAACAAGUCGUUAUCUGAUAUGCAGUAUGUUUCUAACGACCUUUCUAGUUCAGGUCUGGCUAGUGGUACACCAUUGCUCUCUCCGUAUGUUAUUACAACAAACUCCAUGAAUAACCAAGGACUGGGUCCGCCUCCGCCAGCUCUCCCUAAUCCGCCUUUUGGCGAUGAGUUGGAUACUUUUGAAGGGGAAGUCCUUGUUCCCAGCGAGCUUUCAGAUUUGCUAACUCCUAAAGAACUGAAGCGCCGUAAUUCCAGACCAUCGUCCACCUCGAGGAAAGUUAGUUUUAGCGACAACAUAUCUACUCCAAGUACCACAAGCAGCGAGCCAUAUACAUUCAUGCACAGAAGGACAUGGUCCUCUGCUUCUGCAACCACUCCACCUCCAACAAUGAUGGAUCAAAUGGCUAGUUCUUCGUCUUCCUCCUUUAUAUCCAAGAUUGUGUCCGCGAAUUAUACUUAUCAAGAUACGUCCUCAAAUUCCGCUCAAGGAAAGUCACCGUGGAAUAACAUAUCUUCUACAGGUAAUAUGACAAUUUACAAUGGAGGCCUUUUCAAUCCAGCAGUGAACACACCCACCGGCACGGCAAACUGUACGGAAUACCAGUUACGGCAUUUAACGGAGGAUUUGACUAAGUUUAAGAUUUACGAGGAGGAAUCUACAAAUGGUUCUGAAAGCACUAUAUCACCGACGAGACAAGAGGCACACCAUGGUCCCACCGGGCAUAUCCGCGUUCACCAAGACCAUAGUAAGGAAGCUCCAAUGUUGUUUGACGAUUUCCAACAGGGUAUCUACUGA
Molecule: messenger RNA, 1623 nt
Organism: Eremothecium cymbalariae DBVPG#7215
Lineage: Eukaryota; Fungi; Ascomycota; Saccharomycetes; Saccharomycetales; Saccharomycetaceae
Gene: LEE1
Product: Lee1p
Exons: 1
Coding region: 1-1623 (540 amino acids)
Biological process (GO): protein polyubiquitination
Molecular function (GO): metal ion binding; ubiquitin protein ligase activity
Source: RefSeq, a predicted model, not a curated record